Didymosphaeria variabile is the source of this 1734-nucleotide messenger RNA. RefSeq lists its product as uncharacterized. The transcript has a single exon. The record is from RefSeq and is a predicted model, not a curated record. Lineage: Eukaryota; Fungi; Ascomycota; Dothideomycetes; Pleosporales; Didymosphaeriaceae. The coding region runs from base 1 to 1734 and encodes 577 amino acids.
AUGGCCGCAUUGAAACCCUGGAGUCCUGGGCGACAAAGCACCAUCCCACCGGAAACCCCGCCACGCGUGCUAUAUCAGUAUGAGCCUCUCCCUACCGCAAAACCAAGCUUCCGCCUCCUCCGCAUAUCCCCUGAAUUGGAAGACGGUAUGAUAAGAUGCGAUCUGGUUGUCAAGGAAUUCCCCGUCGACACUCCAAUGGGGCGCCAGCGUGGUGAUUCAUCAAUUGAUAGUAGCGAUACAUGCUACAAUGCACUCUCGUAUGAGUGGGCAAGAGUGCCGGUUUAUGGAUGGAUCGUUUUGAACGACGGUUGCAUCAACGUGGGCGAAAAUCUGUUCAACUUUUUGCACACAGCUCGCGCCCAUAUAACACGGGGUUCUGAGCCGAACCUUGGAAAGUAUCUCUGGAUAGAUGCGUUGUGCAUCAACCAGAAGGAUGUUCAAGAGAAACAACAUCAAAUCAAACAAAUGGGGGCACUCUACCAAGGAGCCCAGAAUGUGUUCGUUUGGCUUGGAUCUUACGUUACCGAGGCCGUCCACGCAGGCGCAACCGAGCUACGCGCAAUGGGGGAUCAAGCCGACGAACACGACAUGUUAAUCAAAGGGAAGGGAGGGCGGAUAAGAUACCCCAAAAUUGGCAACACUGCCGAAGAAAUGCUGAACUCCAAUGGUAAAGCGCUACCAGCGUUCAUAGAGAUCACACAUAACACAUAUUGGGACAGGAUGUGGAUCCUACAAGAGAUUCUACUGGCUAAAGACGCUCGGGUCAUGAUGGAAAACUACAUCUUUUCUUGGACAUUGAUCAAACGCACACUUCUGUCAUACGAAGGGUUCCACCACAAAGAUUUCGUGAAUGCACCGACCAAAAGAAUUGUGCAGGCAUUCCGUCACUACGAAUAUGCAACAAUCAUCAAUCCGUCCGUCUGUGACACCGUUGCUAGACUCGGCCAGGGGGAGUGCAAAGAGGUCCACGACAAAGUUUACGCUACUCUUGGGCUCAACGGCCCAGCCGGCAUCCCGGUUGACUAUUCUGUCACUCUCCCAGAGUUGUUCUACACUGUUUUGCUUGCAUCGUUUCACUCUAGCCACGAUAGUGCUCAUCUCCGACAGGAUUUUACCAUGUCCGCGCUAUCAGCAGCAAACACAUUUAGAGAGGUACUCCAGGUCCCAUUCAGUGCCCUCGAAGACCAUUUGUUAAACGGUAAUGACGAUGCGCUGCGGCGCAUUUAUUUCUACUUUCCUGGACGCCCAACCUCUCAGAACAAUACGCAGGAGCGAGCGAUGCAACAUAAACGCCACCCUACCAAAUUCAUUUCCAGGUUGCACGAUAUCAAAGACUUCGACCACCCUUUCGAAGAAAUCUUGAUCACUAUCGCUCAAGGAGGGAACCCGGAUGAACAAAGCAUUUGUAAAGUCAAGUGCAAGCUAAGUUCCAUCACUACAGCUUUCACAGACGAAGCGUUUGUUCCGCAACCUCUUUCUUCAUUCCUUGCCGUGAAGGGACAUUUCGAGGAGGAUCAUUUAUCGUUUUCCAUCCAGACGUUUCUCUUUGUCCUAAAAGUUAUGCACAAUACUUUAUUAUUUACCAGGCUUGCGGUGAAUGUACAUGAAGGGAAGGGGAUGUCUUUUGGCGAAGAACAGGAAGUGGGUUCAGAGGCUUAUACCGCAGAGGAAACAGAACAAUUCACCCCGUUCAAAGACAAGCAAAUACAAAGGAUGUUGGAGGAUUCUUACUAG